AUGCAGACUGCUUCUACAAACAUUUGUGAAAGAAUGGGUCGCUCUCAGGAGCUCAGUGACUCCAAGCGUGGUCCUGUGAUAGGUUGCCACCUGUGCAAUAAGUCCAUCCGUGACAUUUCCUGGCUACUAAAUAUUCCACGGACAACUGUUAGUGGUAUUGUAAUAAAGUGGAAGCAACUGGGAACAACAGCAACUCAGCCACCAAGUGAGCGGGGUCAGCACACGCUGAAACGUGCAAUACGCAGACGUUGCCAACUGUCUGCAGAGUCAAUAUCUAAAAACCUCCAAACUUCGUGUGGCCUUCAGAUUAACACAACAAUAGUGAGUAGAGAGCUUCAUGGAAUAAGUUUCCAUGGC
Staurois parvus is the source of this 357-nucleotide messenger RNA. The record is from the annotation of a GenBank genome assembly. Lineage: Eukaryota; Metazoa; Chordata; Amphibia; Anura; Ranidae.